UCCACGGAAGAGUUGUGUUUGAGGUAGGCUUAACAACUAUGUUGUGAAAGAGGGUUAGUAUCGACAGGCCCACUUUAUUUGUAAUGUCUAGGUUAAACAAAGUUUCGUCGUUAUCUUGACUUGACAGAGUUCCCUGAAGAUCGGUGAUAACAUUCACGUACAUUUCAGUGUUGAUCACUUCUUCAGAGAUAUAAGAAGUUUAAGAUAAUGAUUAUGUUUCGCCAUGUUGAGUGUUUGUUACAUCUAAGCUCCAGCCUAACGAAAGUAAGGUAAAGAAAUUUAAAUCAUGGAAACAAAGAAGUACAACCGACGUUAUCCUUGUCAAAAACGUCCACCCUCCAGCAAAUGUAAAACUUGUUAUCAGCAGUUCACGGCGUUUAUGUUCUUCCACGUGGGUCUGUGUGCGUUGGUGGUGGGCUACAGCAUUAUGGGAGCCUUUGCCUUUAGGGCGCUGGAGGCUCCUCACGAAGAGAAGCAGGCCAGUCAUGUGACUGAGAUGCUAGAGGACACAGUGAGACGAUUGUGGGUUAUCACAAAUAACUUGAACGUCCUGUACAAGGACAACUGGACCCGCUUGGUAUCCGCGGAAAUUGACCAAUUUCAAACUGACUUGAUAUCUGCUGUGAAGAAAGGGUACGAUGGUUACGAGGUGGGAGCUAGCCGUCAGUGGUCAUUCUCCGGAGCUUUUCUUUACUCCCUAACCGUCAUCACCACAAUAGCUUUUCAGCUUGACACUUUCCCGUGUGUAUGAUGAAAUGAAAG
This is a messenger RNA of Limulus polyphemus (Atlantic horseshoe crab), 762 nucleotides long. RefSeq names its product TWiK family of potassium channels protein 7-like. Gene Ontology annotation, biological process: stabilization of membrane potential; potassium ion transmembrane transport. The transcript has 2 exons. The coding region runs from base 287 to 751 and encodes 154 amino acids. Gene Ontology annotation, cellular component: membrane. Gene Ontology annotation, molecular function: potassium ion leak channel activity. The record is from RefSeq and is a predicted model, not a curated record. NCBI's taxonomy places the organism in Eukaryota, Metazoa, Arthropoda, Merostomata, Xiphosura, Limulidae.